Colletotrichum phormii is the source of this 1755-nucleotide messenger RNA. RefSeq names its product transmembrane amino acid transporter. Gene Ontology annotation, biological process: amino acid transmembrane transport. The record is from RefSeq and is a predicted model, not a curated record. The coding region runs from base 1 to 1755 and encodes 584 amino acids. NCBI's taxonomy places the organism in Eukaryota, Fungi, Ascomycota, Sordariomycetes, Glomerellales, Glomerellaceae. The transcript is spliced from 4 exons. Gene Ontology annotation, molecular function: L-amino acid transmembrane transporter activity.
AUGGAGCCGGCGGUGAUCCUGCACGACCCCAACGUGACGUUUGAAGAGUACCUCCACUGGGCCGAAGUCACACGCGCCGAGGAGAAGCAGGCCAACGAGCGGUAUCUACACUCUCGAGGACCCGUGACGCUCAAGAGUGUCGUGAAGGAUCGGUUUCGGAAGGGUGAUGAGCAUGUGAGGUUCCAGGGGGCCAGCGAGGGCAGUGGGAAUGAGGAUGUCGGGGCUGGGACUGGGGAGAAGCGGAGCGGGAAUGGGAGUGGAAGUGAUAAGGCUUUACAACCUGCGGAGAGUAGGGACGGUGGUGUCGUGACGCCAGAGGAGUGGAAGAGGGCGAGCAGGGCGGUGAGAACUGCUGGUUGGGGCGCCGUGUUCUAUCUCAUUACCACGGAUAUCUUGGGGCCGUUUUCCACGCCCUGGGCCUUUGCGCAGAUGGGCUACGGUCCAGGAAUUGCGCUUUACACCGUUUUCGGGGUGAUGUCGCUGUACUCCGGCUGGAUCCUCUACAAGGCCUUCCUUGGCCUCGACUCGGACAGAUACCCCCUCAGAGGCUACGGCGACCUCUACUUCCGCGUCUUUGGCGCAAAGGCACGGCACGCCAUCAACUUUGCUCAAGGUCUCCAGCUCCUGCUCUUCGUCGCCGUCCUAAUCCUCGCCAACGGCCAGUCCAUCUCGCAGAUCAGCAAGGGACCCAACGGCGGAGCGGGCAUCUGCUUCGUGGCGUGUCUUGUGAUUUUCAUGGCGGCCGGGUUCAUCUUGGGCCAGAUCCGGACGCUGCAGCGGUUUUCGUGGAUUGCCAACUUGGCUGUGUGGGUGAAUCUGCUCAUCAUCUUUAUCUGCAUGGGCGUCGUGGCACACUCCCCUCCCAACUUCGCCGCAACCCAGGCCUCCUUCGGCGACACCUUCGGACCCGGACCCGUCAUCACCUACGCCGGCACGCCCCCGCCCGGCAUGGCCUCGGGCGGCUCCGGUUUCCUAGGUUCCAUGAACGGCCUGAACCAAGCCGUCUACUCGUACGGCGGCUGCCUCAUCUUUGCGGCUUUCAUGGCGGAGAUGCGGCACCCGAUGGACUUUUGGAAGGCCCUUCUCUGCGGAGAGGUGUUCAUCUACGUGUGCUACCUCGUCUUUGGGUUGUACGUGUACUCCUUCCAGGGCCAGUACGCCUUCAACCCCGCCAUGCAGAGCUUGUCGCCGUACUGGUGGCAGACGGCGACCAAUAUUCUGGGUCUGGUGACGGGGUUGAUCGCGGCGGGGCUGUAUGGGAAUAUCGGCAUGAAGGUCCUUUACGUCGAGCUGCUGCAGGAGAUCUUCGGGGCGCCGCCGUUAACCGAGUCCGCGGGCAAGAUGCUGUGGGCGGCGGUGAUACCCGUGUACUGGGCUCUGGCCUUCAUCGUUGGCGCCGCUGUGCCGCAAUUCUCGCUGGUGUCUGGGUUCAUCGGGGCGCUGUUUAUCCUGAGCUUCACGUACACUCUGCCGGCGCUGUUGGGUUUGGGCUAUUGGAUUCGGAAGGACGCAAUGGUGCCAGAGGAGGAGUCGUUUGACCCAUCUACGGGCAGGUACGCGUAUGUUGAUGUUGGAUUUCGGCGAUACCGAAGGGGGUUCAUGAAGAGGCCUCUGUUCAAUGCUUGGAAUAUCAUCUACAUGCUGGGAGGGCUUGUCACGACGGCGCUGGGCAUGUAUUCGUCGAUUGAGGGAUUGAUUGCGGUCUUUAACGGGAAGUCUCAGGCUACGAGUUUUGGGUGUGGAAGUCCAGUCUAA